Messenger RNA from Telopea speciosissima, 566 nucleotides. RefSeq names its product fasciclin-like arabinogalactan protein 19. Lineage: Eukaryota; Viridiplantae; Streptophyta; Magnoliopsida; Proteales; Proteaceae. The record is from RefSeq and is a predicted model, not a curated record. The coding region runs from base 54 to 509 and encodes 151 amino acids. The transcript has 2 exons.
UUUCAAGAUUCAAGAAACUCCCGCCAAAAAAACUCUAUCUUCUCUCUUUAGCCAUGGAGGAACUUCGUCUUCGAUCGAUUUUGUUCUUCGUCGUCCUCUUAGUCCCAGUCGUCACCGUCGCCAGAAUCACAGAAGAAGAGCUCGAGACCGCCAUUGACGCCCUUCGAUCGAAGGGCUAUGGUCUCUUCGGCAACGCCAUCGUAACCUCCGAUCUUCAGUACGAGCUCCUCGACCACGGCGAUUCCUUUACCUUCUUCGCUCCCACCGACUCGUCCCUCUACUAUCUCGAUCUGGCGUCUCAGGCUUCGAAAUACAUCCAGACCUUCCACGUAUCCCCUCAUCGUCUCACUAUCUCCGAUCUUCGCAUUGUCGCUACGUCUCAGGUGCCUUACCUCGAUAGUCUGAUUUCUAAUCAUACUCUCUUUAUCGCCAUUAAUCACACCGCAGAGACCAGUUUCUCAAACCCCCUGAGAGUCGACGGCGUUCAUAUCUCUAUUCUCGACCUAUAGGUAGGUCCCAGAAUCGCAGUACAUGGACUCGAUGGAAUUCUGGCCAUCAGAUUUCAG